AUGAUUCGGAGCCAAAAUCAUGAUAGUGUAUCUAGCAAUAAGAGGAUCAACACUUGUGACCAUGGUAGUUCGACACCUUGGUCAAACCCUAACCAUGAUGUGCUUUUCUUAGUUAUGAUGAAACUGGGAGUUAUUGAUUUUUUUGCAUUCAACCGAGUUUGCAAGUUAUGGAGGUCACUCUCACUCUCUAACAAGAACAUGUUUAUGGCAUCCAAACCACCCAUGUUGAUGUAUAUCCGUAAUACCCAUUAUAAGAAGAAAGAGUACUGGCUAGAGGACUUUGAUGGAAGAAACUUCAAAAUAACACUUCCUCAUUCUAGGCGCACGAUCUAUGUUGGAUUAACUUGUUGUUACUUGAUCUUGUAUGGGUGGGGAACCAGCGACUUUUGGCUUGUGAAUCCUAUCACCAGGCAUGAACUUCAUUUCCCUUUUGUCCCCUCGGAUGUCUAUAGCAGUGUAUCAAUACUCAGAGCUAUCCUUGUCUUUUCAUCUUCAAUAUCUAAAUAUGUGUUUCUUAUCACAAAGAGAUUCUCCCGUCAAAUAUGGUUUUCUAUUGCGGGUAAAGGAGAUUGGAAUGACGUGUCCUCCAAUUUCCACAUCCUUGAUAUACAUGCUUUCAAGGAGAAGAUAUAUACGUUACACUAUGGUAGUCAUCCAUGGGACGUAAGACAUAUAUGUGAAAUGAGACUCAAUCCAGAGCCGAAACUGAUGUUACUCAAAACCAAGGAUUUUCUGAAGCAAGAACUCUAUUACCCGAAGUUCGUAAGUUCGGAUGAAAAACUUUAUGUGAUGGAAACCAUUUCAACAGAUUCUUCAAACAAGAUUCAUGAACUGGAUUUUGGCGAAAUGAGAUGGGUUCCGUUUGAAGAGACCAGAGAUGAAUAUGCAUUUUUUAAUUGCGCCUUCGGGCCUGGUGCUGCUGUUAAACGAAUGUCGUUUGUUGACUCCCAGUGA
Lactuca virosa is the source of this 954-nucleotide messenger RNA. Lineage: Eukaryota; Viridiplantae; Streptophyta; Magnoliopsida; Asterales; Asteraceae. The record is from the annotation of a GenBank genome assembly.